Messenger RNA from Centruroides sculpturatus (bark scorpion), 819 nucleotides. Its product is annotated as succinate dehydrogenase cytochrome b560 subunit, mitochondrial-like. The coding region runs from base 79 to 591 and encodes 170 amino acids. Gene Ontology annotation, biological process: mitochondrial electron transport, succinate to ubiquinone; tricarboxylic acid cycle. The record is from RefSeq and is a predicted model, not a curated record. The transcript is spliced from 6 exons. NCBI's taxonomy places the organism in Eukaryota, Metazoa, Arthropoda, Arachnida, Scorpiones, Buthidae. Gene Ontology annotation, cellular component: membrane. Gene Ontology annotation, molecular function: electron transfer activity; succinate dehydrogenase activity.
AAUGUUGAGGACUUGCCGCACACUUUAAGAUCGGGAGUGCUUUAAUCUAUCUGGCAACGUUUAAACAGCCAUAACAAGAUGGCGUACGCUUUGAGAUUGCCGAUGUGUGGAGGCUUAUGGAAAAAUGCUAUAUACAUGCCAAAAUCUAUGCAAAUAUUACAACCUAUGGCCACAGCAACCUCAAAGUUGAAACCAAAUGAAAAUUUCUGGGAAAAAAAUUCAAGAUUAAAUCGGCCACUUUCACCUCAUCUUACUAUUUAUAGUUUUCAAAUAACAUCAGUGCUAUCAGUCACUCAUAGAGGAACAGGCAUUGGUUUGGGUACAGUUUUGUAUGGAUUUGCGGUUGGGACUCUCCUAUUGCCUUCUAAUUACCCACAUUACAUUGAAUGGUUAAGCUCAUUACACAUCAGUCCAUUAAUUUCUGUAGUUAAAUUUGGGUUGGCAUGGUCUUUUUUCUUUCAUUAUUUUAAUGGAAUAAGACAUUUAGCAUGGGAUGCAGGCUAUGGAUUUGAAUUGAGUAACUUGUACAAGUCUGGUUAUGCUGUUUUAGGAUUAUCAACCAUUUUGUCUCUUCUUGUUUUAUUUGCUUAGUUUAAAAUAAGUAGAUUUUAAAAUUAGAAACUAGUGUUAAACAAAAUGUAAUCUACAAAGACAUAUUUAUGAUAUAUUGGACUUUGUAUAAUUUGGAGACUAUUGGAAAUUUAAAAAAGAACACUGUUUUUUUUAACAAUUUAAACAAGAAUUUAGUUGGAUUUCAUUUGAAUUUAAAUAAUUUUGUAAAAGUUAAGUACUUUAAUAUUAAAUAAACUAAGCAUAACA